Molecule: messenger RNA, 1315 nt
Organism: Talpa occidentalis (Iberian mole)
Lineage: Eukaryota; Metazoa; Chordata; Mammalia; Eulipotyphla; Talpidae
Gene: NFU1
Product: NFU1 iron-sulfur cluster scaffold
Exons: 9
Coding region: 225-983 (252 amino acids)
Biological process (GO): iron-sulfur cluster assembly
Cellular component (GO): mitochondrion
Molecular function (GO): iron-sulfur cluster binding; iron ion binding
Source: RefSeq, a predicted model, not a curated record
CUUCUAAGUGAUGGAACUCCGAUGAGAAUCCACAUGCCUAGAUCUCCUUCCUAUCUCCUACGCCCUCUUCAUUUUCUUGUUUUUACUCUUCUUUGCCCCCUGACUUUUGAGGUUGGCCUCCCAAAUGACUUUACUCACUCAGGAUUUGGUUAGGCGAAAGGCACUGAGGAGGCUAGGUGUUGAACCCUGAUUUCUCUUCUGCAACACAAGGAGAAAGGGGACUAAUGAGUUUGACCUCAUUCUGUCAUAUGAUGAAUCCAUACACCAUUAAGAAACAGCCUUUGUACCAGUUUUUACAAAGACCACUUUUCCCACUACCUGAAACCUUACAUUACACAGUGAGAUACAUGUUUAUUCAAACACAAGAUACUCCAAAUCCCAACAGCUUGAAGUUUAUUCCAGGAAAACCAGUUCUUGAGACAAGGACCAUGGACUUUCCCACACCAGCUACAGCAUUUCGCUCCCCUCUGGCUAGGUUUGAAAAACACUACCCAAGGGGACACCCACAGAUAUUCAUAAGGCAGUUAUUUAGGAUUGAAGGAGUAAAAAGUGUCUUCUUUGGACCAUAUUUCAUCACUGUCACAAAGGAAAGUGAAGAGUUAGACUGGAAUUUACUGAAACCAGAUAUUUAUGCAACAAUCAUGGACUUUUUUGCAUCUGGCUUACCCUUAGUUACGGAGGAAGUAUCUUCAGCAGAAGCAGGAUCUGAAGAAGAUGAUGAAGUUGUGGCUAUGAUUAAGGAAUUAUUAGAUACUAGAAUACGGCCAACUGUGCAGGAAGAUGGAGGAGAUGUCAUCUAUAAAGGCUUUGAAAAUGGCAUUGUACAGCUGAAACUCCAAGGUUCUUGUACCAGCUGCCCCAGUUCAAUUAUUACACUGAAAAAUGGAAUUCAGAACAUGCUACAGUUUUAUAUUCCAGAAGUAGAAGGAGUAGAACAGGUCAUGGAUGAUGAAUCAGAGGAAAAAGAAGCAAACGCACCUUGAAAUAUUUUAGUUUUCUUUGGGCCCAGCAGUUGGACUUGUCAAUAAUGUAUAUACCAAACUGAAGGAACUUGAGGGUUAAUAAAAUAUGCCCUUCCUUAGAGAAUGAUGUGUGUAUAUCUAUCUAUCUAUCUGUCUGUCUGUCUGUCUGUCUGUCUAUCUAUCUAUCUGUCUGUCUAACACAUGUUUGUUUGACCUCAUAUUAGUUAUUUAUAAUACUCUGAAUCAUCAUCUGUACACGUGGAUUUUAUCCAGAGAUAUUUUUACUUUUGUUCUUCAUUUAUCGUGGUUCCUUCUUUGCAUAAUGUGUGAAACAGUUUAAACUAUUUUCUCCU